AUGUUCCGCGAAUGUUCCGGAGAGUUCCGGAACGUCGCCGGCCCCGUGUGCUCGUUCCUCUGUCUCCAACAGGAGCAGGAUCCGACCAACCUGUACUUCGCGAACCUGCCGCUCUUUCUCAGUGAGAAGGACUUGGAGAAUCGGCUCGUCAGCUACGGUCCGAUCGUGAGCACUCGCAUCCUGCGCGACCCGAACGGACAGAGCCGCGGCGUCGGCUUCGCACGGCUGGAGAGCAAGGAGAAGUGUGAGCAGGCAGUCGCUGCCUUCCACGGCAAGAGCAUACAAGGGGGAAUUGAGCCGCUGCUCGUCAAGUUUGCCGACGGCAAGUCCAAGAAGCCAGCGUACAACAAGGAGAGCAACAGGUGGAGAGAUGACGGGCUCGGAUACCAGCCGCAGUACGGAGAGGUGCACCAGAACGGACUCGCCUCAAUGCAACUGCAGUCCGGUGGCAUCAUGUCACGCUACUCGCUUGCACCGACUCCUGUCACGUCCUACCCCGUGCAGGCUGGAGGCACCUGGAUGCAGCCGCAGGCAUACCAACAGGUGAUGGCGUCAGGCAUGUCCGGCAUGGAUCCGAACAGCGCGUCACACCUGCACGGCGGUCUCAUGCCGCAGCUCACCGCACAGAUGGGCCAGCUGCAGAUGAGCAACACCGGCUCGUACAUGCAGAGCCAGCAUCCGUACACACCGAUGCAGUACCACGUUCCCAUGAUGCCCGUGCCCACCGGAACUCCGGACGCUCUGCAGGUCGGAAGCUGGGAGCACAGCAGCAACCCGGGCGAUGUCUAGAGGUCGGUCGCAAGGUCACGCAGACGUCCGAUCGGCGGAUGUCCUGAUUGGACGACGGGUUUCGCCGUCGUCGUGUUCAUCUCUGCCGCCACCAGGGGGCAGCAGUGUGCGUGCGACAAAGUGGCGGCACUCAUUUCUGGUGUUGUUGUUUUUUUUUCGUAAAUUUCGCGCGUGUGCGUGUACGCGUGCCUGGUGCCCUAUUCUCGUCACGAUGUUUUUUGUGUUUUGAUGCUCUCUCUCUCUCUCUCUCUCUCUCUCUCUCUCGCUCUAUCUCUCUCCCCGUUCUGAUUUUAACUAUGGGCCGCAUGCUGUUACAGGCGGUGGGACGCGGUCUAGCACUAACGCGUCCCCGACGAUCGAUUGAGCAACUUUGUAGACGAAACCGUUGUGGGGGGCGCGACGCCUGCAUCAGUAGUAUACGAGGGGGAGGAGCGUUGUUACGUGGGGUUUUUUUUCCAACCGUGGCGGUGACCACGAUAUUGAUCACGAUCGAUUGAUUAAUUGUUUGAUUGAUUGAUCAUGGAUGCAGUGAUGAUUGAUGAGGGGGUUAGGCAUGACCAUUAUAGAACAUUACGUGUGUAUUUUAGUAGCCGCGAGGCGAGAGAGAGACGAUUCGUUAUUUUGUGCAGACUUUUUAAAAGCUAUUUAAGAUGAAACGCGCGCACGCGCGAGAGAGGAGGAGGAGGAAGAUUUUAUGCGAGGGGAUAUUUUUGAUGAGAGUAUCUUGGGGCGUAAUCUCAUCGUUCGGGCGGCAACGCGGCGUCUUGUGCCGCCGCCGCCGCUGCGCGGGAGCAAGGAGCAGACGCCCAACGGUCGCCGCGGCAACGACGGAGGUUCACAUCGGAGAGGAACCCGGGAUCGCGUGAAGCAGGAGGGAGGAGGAGGAGGAGCAGGAGGAGGAGGAGGAGGAUGGGUGAUGCUCUUUAGGAGCCACCGUCUCACUGGAAUGUCUCACCGGAGGAGUGGCCGCAGAAAGUCGCAUCGUUGGAAUGCAUGCGCGCGUGCACGUGUGUGUGCGUGCGUGCGUGCGUGCGUGCGUGCUGGUUAUCUUGCUUCAGCUGACGGGGGAAGAAGGAACGAGCCGUACUGCCGAUGAUUACCGUGGUUACGUACAGUCGUCAUGGUUACCAGCAGCUGCCUCGGUAACGGGCGUCUGUUGUGCCGCGGCUCCCCCGUCGCCCCCUGGUUUUGUAUAAGUUUUUUAUUGUCCUAAUCGUAGACGUUUUAACUAUUUUUAGUUCGAUCUUUAUUUCUCCCCCUUUUUUAAAUAAUACAGUAAUCAUUAACGGUAGACGUAGCGAGUUGUUUCGUUUUGUCACACAGUCUGGUCUGCCGACGCACGUUUUACCGCGCACCGUCGUCGCAGUAGCCUAUAAUCCGAUGAUGCUCACUUGUAGGGGUAGAGGCGUAGGGUAUGUUUAGUGGUAGGUAGUCAGUCGUGUGUGUGCGCGCGCGUUAUUUGUGUAGAGGUUCGUGUGUGUGUGUGGGGUCGCGUGCCGGAGGAGGGGGAGGGGGGUGUAACACGCCGCGUUGUUUUUCUCUCUCGUGUAGAUUGCAGGAACUGACCUGGGUUGUUCUUGUGUUUAGAGGUGGCGUGUGUUCGUGCGUCGUCGCGUCUCUUGUUCUCUCCGCGUGUGAGCAUCAUUCCAGUCUUCCACGGGGAAGAGGCUGCGUGCCCGUCGCAAAAUCCGCGCGCAAGAGGUCGCCGCCGCCGCCGCCGUUCGAAAGGUCACCAGGUGUCAUGGCGGCGGAGCGACGCCGAAGAGGUCGUGCGACGCGGCGGAGCGAGGCUCGGCUGUUCGCUUGUUUACGCGGAUGAGAGGUUUGCGCGUGCCUAGGUGGCGCUGAUGUACGUACGCGCAUUUUGUCACGCGCAGUCUGAAUGCAAGCGGUGUCUUUAAGUAGUGUGCGUGCGCGUGUGAUGCCGGGGUGCGUGCGUGCGUGCGUGCGUGCGUGUGUGUGUGUGUGUGUGUGUGUGUGUGUGUGUGUGUGGUUGCUUACAUGUUUAUUGCACCAAGAGCCAACAGCGCGUGCAGACACAAACCCACCUGCCUUCUGCAAGACUUUUAUUUA
This is a messenger RNA of Priapulus caudatus, 2862 nucleotides long. RefSeq names its product RNA-binding motif, single-stranded-interacting protein 1-like. Gene Ontology annotation, molecular function: poly(A) binding; poly(U) RNA binding; mRNA 3'-UTR binding. NCBI's taxonomy places the organism in Eukaryota, Metazoa, Priapulida, Priapulimorpha, Priapulimorphida, Priapulidae. The transcript has 8 exons. Gene Ontology annotation, cellular component: nucleus; cytosol; ribonucleoprotein complex. Bases 1 to 789 code for a protein of 262 amino acids. The record is from RefSeq and is a predicted model, not a curated record.